AUGAGUUGGCGAGGAAGACGAUAUAGACCAAGACGAUGUUUACGACUUGCUCAGCUGAUUGGGCCUAUGCUUGAGCCCAGUGUGCCAGAGCCUCAACAAGAAGAACCACCAGCUGAAAGUCGGGAUAGUACACCUGGUCAGAAGACAGAAGAAGAUCAGGGUGCAGCUGAGAUUCAAGUGCCUGAUCUGGAAGCUGAUCUCCAGGAGCUGUCUCAGUCAAAGACUGGAGAUAAAUGCGGAGAUGGUCCUGAUGUCCAGGGGAAGAUUCUGACAAAAUCAGAGCAAUUUAAAAUGCCAGAAGGAGGAUCCAUGAACAUCUUCAACCAAAGCAGAAAUAGCCUAAUCAGAAGAGAGGUGAGGGUUCAGGUCACCAAGUAA
Pongo pygmaeus (Bornean orangutan) is the source of this 378-nucleotide messenger RNA. Its product is annotated as X antigen family member 5-like. The transcript is spliced from 4 exons. Lineage: Eukaryota; Metazoa; Chordata; Mammalia; Primates; Hominidae. Bases 1 to 378 code for a protein of 125 amino acids. The record is from RefSeq and is a predicted model, not a curated record.